AUGACGGAUACCGAAUCCGAUGAUGGCAUGAUGGAGGAGACUGGAUAUGUAGCAGCUAUCUGCCCACCCCUGGUUCAAGGGAACACGAGUUUCCAUGUCAAUAACACCAUGUUGCACCUGCUCAACACUAACGGCCUAUUCGGAGGUCUACACUCUGAUGACCAGAAUAGGUACCUUAUGAACUUUAUUGGGAAGAAGCGGGCAAGUGUUGAAAAACCUAUUGUUAUUGAAGAAGUGCCGGAAAAUAAUGAAGCUUCAAAAAGCAAGGAAGUGGUUAAAGAGGUACCAAGGGCUUUACCACAUGUUCUGAAGCCUUCUCCCCCAUUUCUUCAAAGGCUAGCAAAGAAGGCGGAUGAUGGCAAAUUUAUAAAGUUCAUUGAAAAAUUGAAACAACUCUCUAUCAACAUCCCAUUGUUGGAAGCCCUUGAAAAAAUGUCGGGGUAUGCUAAGUUUAUAAAAGAUCUUGUCACAAAGAGGAGGCAAACUAACGCGAGAUGUUACCAUCAUUGUAGCUCCAUCGUUACAAAGGCUUUAGUUCAAAAGAAGAAGGACCCCAGAGCUUUUACUAUUUCAUGUACCAUUGGGGCAUAUAAAUUUUCCAAAGCUUUGUGUGACCUUGGUGCAAGUAUCAAUUUGAUGCCGCUUGCAAUAUUCAAUAAGUUAGGCUUGGGCACUUCCCGACCCACAACAUUGAGGUUACUAAUGGCGGAUCGAACCGUGAAGAGGCAGGUUGGAAUUCUCGUUGAUGUGCUUGUUAUGGUGGACCGUUUCAUAUUUCUGGCCGACUUUGUUAUAUUGGAUUGUGUGGUUGACUUUGAGGUCCCCAUUAUCUUGGGGAGACCAUUCCUAGCCACUGGUCGAGCUCUUAUUGAUGUUAAAAGGGGUGACUUCAAAUUACGGAUGAAUAAUAAGCAAAUCACAUUCCAUAUUUAUAAAUCAAUGAAGCAACCGGCGGAUAUGAGCGCGUGUCGGUGA
Molecule: messenger RNA, 975 nt
Organism: Lycium barbarum (goji berry)
Lineage: Eukaryota; Viridiplantae; Streptophyta; Magnoliopsida; Solanales; Solanaceae
Exons: 2
Coding region: 1-975 (324 amino acids)
Source: RefSeq, a predicted model, not a curated record